Molecule: messenger RNA, 8536 nt
Organism: Toxotes jaculatrix (banded archerfish)
Lineage: Eukaryota; Metazoa; Chordata; Actinopteri; Toxotidae
Exons: 49
Coding region: 248-7834 (2528 amino acids)
Molecular function (GO): zinc ion binding; nucleic acid binding
Source: RefSeq, a predicted model, not a curated record
GGAGGAGUCAGUCCGCUCUGCUUACAUCCCCACAGCUGCAGGCAGUCGCUGUGUGUGGACACUGGCAACGUGCUUUUGCCAGGCUAGUUUUCCUGUGGACUCGAGCUCGGCGGCUGUGUGUUAAGAGUUUUAUGUUCCCGCAAGGCGCAUUUCUUUCAGUAAUUCUGCAAAUGGCAACUUCGCGUUCGCUUCCUGUGUGGAAAGAAGUGUUUUCAGUUCGCUCACGGCCGCAGUAACUGACCUGACCAUGGUAUACAACAGCCUGGGCUGCCAGGUCUGUCUCAGCAAAUUUAACUCGGUGUCUUAUUUCAAGAAACAUGUGCGUUCAGAAGAACAUCAAAAGAAAAUGAAAGAAGUCUUCCAGAAAGCUAUACAUAAGGGACCUGGUUUCUUUCCCUCCAUUAGUAUUAUGGAUCCACUUGCCCAAUAUGACAUCAAACAGCCCAUUGUAGGCGUGUCUCUGCUGACAUUAUGUUUCAGUCAAGAGGCACAGACGUUUUUUUACCUGUGCCAUGUUUGUGAGGAUAAGUGUCCACCUGAUAAGAUUUUAGUCCACCUUUCAUCUGGUGACCAUGCCAGCAAGUACUUUAACUACACAGACCCUAACGUACUGAGUUUCUCCUGGAUGCCCAGCAUGGAUAUGAGAGUCAUUCUUAGGCCUCAGCUCAUAAAGGAAGCCGAUGAAAGAGGACCUGGAACGCUACAGAUGUUGGAUUUACCUGCAAAUCUAAUGAAGAAGCUUGGAACAAGUACCUACUCUCAAGUGAUGUCCACUCUCAAUGAAAAUGACAAGCUUUUCAAGGUGUUACAAGCUGCCAAACCAAAGAGGACGAUGAUCCAGACAUACCAAAGAGAUGACAACAGAAAACAUCCACUUCUUGGCAUGCAGCACAUUAUUGAAUGCAUUUGUGUUGGACCAGUUGAGAAGAGAUGCUACCUCUGCACUCUCUGCAACCUAACUUUGGGCACUCGCAUGAUCAUCAAACAUGUCCUCAGCUUUGACCACAUCUUUUCUUACUUUAAAGCGUGGCACCCAUCUACUUUGAUGUCAAAGGAAAGCUACAAUAAUUACAACAGAUCCUUCGCCUCCAUGAUGCUUGAUUUUGCAAAACAGACGGAAGAAAUUCAUGGGACUGCAAACACUGAAAUGAAGCAAGUGACCCUGCAGCCUGCCGAAUAUACAUCAGUGAAUUUCACCUGUUAUGCAGAAGCUUUGAAGAAACUGGAAACCAUCACAAAGGAAAACGGCGGGAGCAGCUUGAUCACGAGCAUCAAACCAGGGAACAUGCUGAAGUAUCGCACUGUGUCAGCAUCGUCUGUAGCACCAUCGUACAAACUACGCUGUCAGGACUGCAGCAUCGUCUUUCCAACUAUACUUGAGUAUUUGAAACAUUUGUCACAGUGGAAACACAAACAGAUGUUGAAGAAAAUAUUUAGAGAAGCUGAAAGAGCUGAUGGCUAUGGCAAAACAGAUGGGAUCCUCUGCGAGCGCUUUUACAAAUACUGCCAAGAGAGAUUGAAGCAAAAUAAACCAGCUAUUGGUAUAUCCCUGGUCGUGGUGUGUGUGAGCACUGAGUGUCAGGCAGAACCUAUUUAUGUGUGCUUUGCUUGUGAGGACUGUUUCCCAGAGUCCUUUCUCACUCAACACUUUGAGUCUCAAAAACAUCUCAUACAAACAUUGCUGUACCAGAACCCCUGGCGGCUCCCUUUCGCCUGGGAGAACGACCUGGAUGUGAAAGUCUUGAGGUCAAAGGUAUGGGAAGAGGAGAAGGAAAGAGGACCAAACCAGAUGAUGCUCAAGGUUCUGGAUAUCCCAUGCCAGAUAUUUCAGAGCCUCAUCCCACCCAGUUACCCAAAAGUGAUGGAGAGACUUGAACUACACCACACUUACUUAAAGCAAGAAGUUCCACAGUGUGAAACAUACAGCAAACUCCAACAAAAUGAGAGAUUUCCUCUGCUCGGCAAACAGUUCAUGGUCAUGCACGAUGUGUGUAUCAGGCGGCAUCAGUCCACAGAAUUGGGAUUUUUGUGUUUGCUCUGUGAGAGGAGACUGGUAGAUGGUGAAUGUUACGCUCAUGUGUUCAGCCGGCAACAUGUCGCAAAAUUUCUGGACUGUUUUCACCCAGGCUCGCUGAGUUCAAGCACUGACACUGAGACCCUACUGGACUUGGCAAAACAGGCAGCACGUUUUCACCCCAUAUCACAUGUACAGGUAAUACAGCUGGAGAAGCCCAUCUGGGAGCCAUGCUCCUACCACAGAGCACAAUCUAUCGUGGCAUCUGCAAAAAGAAGACAUGGGAGAGGAGCGCUUGAACCGCCAAUAACACCUUCAAAGACACUGGUCCCCAGGAGAACCCAGAAAGAAGUGGCCAAUUAUUGUGUGAGAGACAACAGUGAGAAAAACAGUAAGAUGAUGGGGCGGUCUGAGAACCAGACCAGUGAGAAAUCUACAGACAACAAUGGGAGCACCCCGAAAAAGAUUUCAGCAGAACCCGGUUCUGAAAUCAUCAGUAAAGGCUGUGUAGAAAGUGAAGAAAAUGCAGGAAAAGGAUCCCACAAGGAGACUCCUAGUGACAAAGAAUCACAGAAGAGAAGAGAGAUGCUUUCAAAAACUAGCCCAGAUGAGAAAAAGAAUGCCAGUAGGGAGACAUACCAGUCGAUAAAGGAGGAGAAGGCAGAAGAGGCUACAAUAAGAACACCAAGUGGAAAGAUCCCAGAAAGCUGCCAGAACGCAGACAGAGAUAGUGGAGCAGAGACUGGGAAAAAAAGUAGCAAAAGCAGCAAAAAUGUCCUGACACAGAUGAAGGGUUACAUACACAAAGAGAAUGAAAGAAAGAGGCCGAACAGCCUGUCUGAAAAAUCACAAGAGCACACGUGCCCCGAUGGGGAUCUGGGGAGAGAAAUGGGCCAGAAAAGACAGCGGCUAACCUCCAAAGAAGACACAUCUUGUGAAGAACCCCAAAAAAUGCCAAGUGGUGGACUGAAGGAAGAGAACGGCAGACCCAGUCACAAGACUGCACAGGAUAAGGCAUCUUCUAAUGAGAACCACCAACAAGUAAUGCAGUUGUUGCAGUAUGUCAAGAUGAGUAACCGAGAGCCUGUGGUUGGCUUAAGUAAGCUUCUUGAAUGCCACUGUGAUCAGCGUGACCCCAUCUACCUCUGUGAGUGCUGCUCUCAGACUAUCCCAGAGAAGAAUAUCAUCAGCCAUAUGACUGGAUUUGACCACCAGAAGAUGUAUCUAAUGGGGUUACAAAAAGUCCUACCUGCUCCAGGGAGGCACCAGAGGAAGAAAAUCAGAGAGUUGGCUGCUUUGUUGGAACAAGAUAAAGGAUAUGGAGAGGCUCAGGCUGUUGACCUGCAUGAAGAGAUUUACAAUAACCUCUCAAAACAAAACUUUAAUUCAGCGAUACAGACAGUGAAGGCGCUUUUGGCUCAGCAGGACAGUGGCCAUGAAGUCCUUUCAGCUUCAGCUAUGUCUGGUGUUCAACCGGUGCACACCUCAGUAACUGUUCAUGCUCAGCACGAGGUCUGCUCUAUAACAGACAACAUCCAGGUGGUGGAGAUUGAUCAUGAUUCAGAAGACUGUGAGGCACAGCCAUCCUCAGUAGCUGCAAUCACCAUCUCCAAAAGGAAUGAAGUCCCUCCUGAAUCAAAAGCAGACAUCAAAAAGACCCAAAUCAAAAUCCCUGACUCAGCUGACACCAGUCUGACCGUUUCCACAAGCAGUGAAGCUGUCCCCAAACUUACAUCCGCUACAUCCGACUGUACUACAGGCACCACCAAAAUGAGAGAAGCAGCCUAUAAAUGUGUAGCAGCCACCUCCAGCGCCACUGCUAGUACCUCCAAACUGUCUGCAGCCAACCCCAAAUCUAUCACGACUGCCAUAUCUACGGCUCCCACCUCCAUCACUAAAUCGACAGCAUCUGCCACCAUCUGCAUGGCAACCAUCUCUAAAUGUACAGCAGCCUCUGCCAAAUUGACAGGAGCGACCUCUACAGCUAGUGUGACCAUCUCAAAUACACCCUCAACUAUGGCAUUCGCAAAGGGCUCCAAACCACAGGAAGACAGAACCAGAGCUGCAUCCAAAGGUACGGCGACUUCAUGUAAAGCUGCACCCACCUCUCAGAUGGGACCCAGAUUUGUGCGUGAAGCCGGCCAUAGAACUCCUGAAACAGCUUCCAAACUUAAGGUCUCAUGUCAAACUGGAGUGACAAUUGCAGCCACUGCUACAAUGGCUAAAACAUGGGUUGAAUGCGAAUAUACUGAACCCUCUGCCAAAACUGCAGAGCAUAUGAAGAAGUCAGUGGGAGGCAAUGCUGAGUCUGCACCACACAUUCAUAAGGGAAAUCCACCUGCUGCUCCCCACCUGACCACAGCCACAUCUGUCAGGUCUGAACACAAGAAUCCACCGACACAGCCAUCGCAUACCCCCACGACCAAGAAGCCGAUUGCACAGCCUCCUAAAGUUGGCUUAAACCACCUGAUUGCAGUGUCAUGUGAAGGAAGGCAGCAAGUCUACUGUCAGCUGUGCUCAGUCAGGUUGAAACGCUCCAGUCACGUGCUGGGCACUACCCACCAGUAUAACUAUGUGAAAACGAAGUACCCGGGGUGGAACGUCAAGCUGUCGGAGUUGGAGAGUAAAUUGAACAAGAUAGUGGCCCACUUGGCUGAGGUUGAGAAAGAUCUAGGACCUCAGAGCAUCCAGAGAAUGGAAGUAAUGAAUGAUGUGUACACAGAUCUGGCUGCUCUUCCAGAAGACAAAGCUGUAGAAAGACUGAAGGCAAUGGUGAGAGAGAGGGACCUGGAGGUCCCAUCAUCCUCCACAACUGACACUGCAGAGGCUUUGAAAGAGGAAGUUGCCUUCGCCAGUCCAUGCGAGAUUUCAAGCCCAGAUGAUGGGAUGUACAUGCCACAGAAUGAAAUGCCAGAACUUUCUACAAACAACCAGCCAGAGCAGGAGAACAGACACGAGCUCCACAUGCUAUUGGUCCAGAAGCCAGAAAUGAAAUCCAACUUGAAAGAGGUACCAGAUCAGUCAGACAGAACUCAGAGCUGGACUGAUAAAGACCCAGAAGCGAAUGACCAGAUACCAGACCAGCUUGAGUCAUGUCUGAGUUUGAAAAAUGACAGAGAGCCCAUCCCAGCUCCUCGCAUUCAAGAUGCAGACGUAAUAGAAAUCAGCCCUCUCUCUCAUCCUUACCUCCCAGCAGCCAAGGAAGAGAAGCCUUGUGAUUGUGCACAUCCUCUAGCCACAGACUCAGAAUCUGCAGGCACCUUUGCCCAAACUACUUAUACACGCCAAGAAACACCUGAGAACAGACAGCAGCAGGAGAGGAGUGACCCAGAGAUAAGAGACACAGAGGAAACAUUGCCUGUAGUGUCCGCCAGCCCAGACCUGCUCUCUUCUGCAGCUUCGGUGAAUACAGAACAGCAGAACCAGUCAAGACCCAGGCUCACAGCAGAACAUGCACCAAAACACCCAGGAUGCAGUCCAGGACCUGGGCAGCAAAAUAAAUCACGUGCACUCCCAAGCAUUUCAAUAGCGGAAAAAACUCAGGGCUGCAGUAAUUUGUCCGCAUACUUGAGGGUGAUGGGACUGGACACUGAACCAGUUAUAGGUAUGGGCUCCGUGUGGGAGUGUCGAGGGUUAGAGCUGAGGCAGUCCUUCUUCUUGUGUGAGAGCUGCAGCGUGAUGCUCUCCAACAAUGACAUUUGUCAACAUAUGAUCAGUACUCAUCACCAGAUCCAAUACAUGCAGAGGAAGUAUCCUAAGUUUCUGGAGUUCUUGUCGGACAAGGAUCUUCUCCCGCAGAUGAAAUUGGACAUUUUAAAGGGCGUUGCCUGUAAAGUGUCACAGCAGGAGCGUUUCAAAAAGAUGGAUGCGCAGUGUGUACUGCUGGGACACGAGCUGUAUGAAUGUGUGCGGAAAGCUUCCAUCAGUGAAGCUUUAGAAAUGGUACAGAGCAUCAAGAAAAAGCAGAAACUGAGUGCCCUCUGUCUACCUGUCAGUCCUCCACAACAAAGAGACAAACAGCCUGAGAGAUGGCAGAGUCAAGAGGGAUCUCUUCCAAUGGGGGCACUUGAGACAGACCAGAGAGCUGACAAUGGAGCAAGAGAAAAAACAGGAAAACAUCAUUUGGAAGAAAAGACUGUGAUAUCUAAAGAUGAGGAUGACGUCAGACGUAGAACAGUCUCAAGUCCUCCGAAUGUGACUAAUAUCUCCUCAAAGACGGAUCCUGUGGUCUCUCCGUUUCCUGGUCCUGGCCCAUGUCUCAGUCCUCAAGAGACCGACAGGAGCCCUUUUAUGCCACCAGAACUCAGACCACCAGUCUCUCAGCAUCAAAGGCCUAUCCCGGAGUUGCAAGUGAAACAAGCAGAGGUGCACUCAGAAUCCCAGUUGUUCUGUACUGUUAGUCCUGAAACUAUUCAGACCAUGUCAGUGUCUCCCAGAGAUAAAUACCCUGCAACAAGGAAAAGGCCAGCUGACACAUCUGUUGAAACACUGGUCAGACCUCACACCAGUAACCCCCAGCUCGAGGAUCCUUUGCCUGCCAAAUGUACACGCAGCUCACUGCAGCAGCACUGUCAGCUCAGCGCUGAACCACCCAACAAAUCCACUUCUGUUAACCCUGCUGCAACCUCUACCCUCCUGUCUCAAAAGGAUGGAGGCAUGAGACCUGGAUCUGAUGAACCAGACAAACCUAUUGUGGACUUGACACGCCUAAUAGCUCUGGUGAGAGAUAGGAAGUCUCAGAAAAAUGUUCAUAAACCUGAGACUGCUAGCUGCUGUGCUAACAAUUCAUCAGAAAGUGGUGUGGAAAGAAAGUCGGACUCAGAGUUUGUCUUGAAAUUGGCUAAUGACAAAACAAGGUGGAAUUCAGAGGGUCAGCUGGGUAAAGAUACCGUGAAAACAAACCUGCCAUCCACUACAUCAUCAAAGGAUGUGUUUUCAGCAACACCUUUUGUGGUCGCGGGCUGUGAGAACCAACAGGUCGCCCCUAAUCCCAACUCUUUUUUCUUUGCUAACAACGCACCUCCUGAGGGCUAUUCAACAAGGGGCAACCCUUUGUAUAGAGCAACUGAAGCCAAGGCCAUCAGCACCAUGUUACCUUCCCCCAGCACCGCUGACCCCAGUGUCAGUGCUCAGAAGAUCUUUGGAAAUGUGAACCAGCGCAAAUCUAAUCUCAUCUACUGCGCACCCACAAGCCAUAACACAACUCAGAUAUCACAGCCACAAGGUAAGACAGAGACUGACACCACUAGUGUUUUUCAGCUGCCCAUUAACCCCAGCGUAUCCACCAGGUCAGACCCCACUAACCAGCAGUUUAUGGGCAGCUAUAAAUUACAGGACCACACUGAGGUGAACAGAGGCAUUCAGGUCACUCACAGUUUCUUCCCAGUUGAGACACCAAACUCCGGUCACAUUCUGGCAGGAGGGUAUGAUCAGUACAGCCGAGUGGCUACAUCUCCUGUUUCUUCUGAGGCUGUUUUAGGUUACACCACGCCAGACAACCCUCCUAUUUACACUUUGAGCUUACACAAAGGGUACACUGCAGGCAUGUUUUACCCAAACCAGAUUUACCCAGAGCGGGACGCAAUCCAGGUCAGUCUGCAAUCAUAUGGACACAGUUUAGCAACUCCAAGACCCCCAGGAUCGGUAAGCCUGAAGAUACAACUGCAGCAGCAGCAGCAACCGCAGCCGCAACCGCAGCCACCCUCCUCAUGGACAAAUGCCAGUCUGGCUGCUGGAGAUGGCAUUGAGAUGGCAACCCGUGAUGCUGCCUCCUUAGGCACUAAUCCAUUCGCCUCUCCAGCCUACAAUUCUCAAAGGUAAAUUCACCUCAAUUCAGCAACCGAAAGAAUCCUUCCAACUCUGUCCCGAGUCCCACCAUUCCAUGUGUUUAUGUGUAAAUAUAAAGGCACUUUUGCUUCUGAGGAUUUUAUCUAGAUGGUGAAAGAGAAUAUAUAUAUUUCAGUAUUACAGAUCCAUAAGCUUUUUUCAAGACAUUUUGCACCUGUUAAAGAGAAAACAGUUUUGUUAUUUCCUUAUUUUAUUGAGGUUUUUUUUCAGUUUUUCUUUUAUCAGUGCUUUUUAGGUUUAAAAAUAUGCAAAUCAGCACCUUCACCAUCUUAUUUUCAGUGCGUUUAUGUGUUCACAAAUGAACAGUGUUGUAUAUGUAGGAGUUCUGCUUUUUUUGCCACGGUUUGGCAGAUGUAUAAAACGGGUUUGUGCACCUGAAACACCCAAACAAACUGACUUUUUAAUAGACAUUCAUUUUAAAAUGAAGUUAACAGAUUUUCUGUUGGGAGCAGAGAUUUCAGGAUACUAUCAGUGUGUUUAAAACUGUUGCUUUGACUGUGAAAAAUAAGUUUGUGUAAGUUUGAUUAAAAAAAAAUUGAAUUCAUUUUUAAUGUAAUAUUUUCAGCAGUCAGCAACUGUGAUUUUGGAAGGAGUUUUAUAUUCAUACUUUGUUCAUUUUACUAAAUUGGUUGUAAAAUGGAAAUCAGUUGAAUGUGAAAUAAAUUGACAUUUUUU